Molecule: messenger RNA, 1053 nt
Organism: Pseudozyma hubeiensis SY62
Lineage: Eukaryota; Fungi; Basidiomycota; Ustilaginomycetes; Ustilaginales; Ustilaginaceae
Product: NADH-cytochrome b5 reductase 3
Exons: 1
Coding region: 1-1053 (350 amino acids)
Biological process (GO): ergosterol biosynthetic process
Molecular function (GO): cytochrome-b5 reductase activity, acting on NAD(P)H
Source: RefSeq, a predicted model, not a curated record
AUGUUCAUCCGACCCGUCCUCUCCUCCUCGCUCGGCCAGGCGGCUCGCUCAAGCUUGCGAUCCAAGGCGCCCGCCGUCCGACAGUACGCUACCGAGGCUGGCAAGCCAUCUGGCGGCUCCAACCUUCCUCUCGUCCUGGCUCUCGGUGGUGUCGCCGGUUUGGGCGCAUGGUACAGUCUCGGCGGCUUCGAUGACCCCAAGAAGGCCUCGAACAAGAUCCAGGAGAAGGGCAAGGAGGCCGCUGACCAGGCCAAAGGAGUUGUCGAGGGCGGUGCUCUCAACAAGGAUCAGUUUGUCGAAUUCACCUUGAAGGAGAUCAAGCCCUACAACCACGACUCGGCCACGCUUGUCUUUGAGCUGCCCGAUGGCAAGAAGCCAGGCAUGGGUGUCGCGUCGGCCGUGGUCGUCAAGGCCGUCGGCGAGGGUGUCAAGGACGACAAGGGCAAGGACGUCAUCCGUCCCUACACCCCCAUCACCUCUCCCGAGACUGCCGGCCACAUGGACUUCCUCAUCAAGAAGUACCCUGGCGGCAAGAUGACCACCCACAUGCACGACAUGAAGCCUGGUGACAAACUCGCCAUCAAGGGACCCAUCGCCAAGUUCCCAUACAAGGCCAACGAGUUCGAGUCGAUUGGCAUGAUCGCCGGCGGUUCCGGCAUCACACCCAUGUACCAGGUCAUCCAGGACAUUGCCUCGAACCCAUCGGACAAGACCAAGGUGACGCUGAUCUACUCGAACAAGACCGAACAGGACAUCUUGCUGCGCGAAAAGUUUGACGAGCUGGCAAAGAGCGACGAUCGCUUCACCGUCGUCUACGGCCUCGACAAGGUGCCCAAGGGCUUCAGCGGUUUCGAGGGCUACGUCACCGAGGAUCUCAUCUCGAAGCACCUGCCCAAGCCCGACCUGGCCAGCAAGGCCAAGAUCUUUGUGUGCGGCCCACCUCCCCAGGUCGAGGCCAUCAGCGGUGGAAAGGGCCCCAAGGGAAGUCAGGGCGAAUUGAAGGGAUUGCUCGCCAAGAUGGGCUACGAAGCUGACCAGGUGUACAAAUUCUAG